Patella vulgata (common limpet) is the source of this 3326-nucleotide messenger RNA. RefSeq names its product leucine-rich repeat-containing protein 20. NCBI's taxonomy places the organism in Eukaryota, Metazoa, Mollusca, Gastropoda, Patellidae. Bases 139 to 675 code for a protein of 178 amino acids. Gene Ontology annotation, molecular function: protein binding. The transcript has 4 exons. The record is from RefSeq and is a predicted model, not a curated record.
GGGACCUCACACGUCAUUUCUUUGACAGAAGGGACCCUAAAAUGGUAAACAUUCACCUCAGUUGAGUAAUCUCUAUGAAUAUAAUCGUUGAUUAAUAAGAUGGAUAACGUGUAGUAUCCACAAGAACUAUGAACAAGAAUGGCAGGCGUUGCAGUAACGAAAGUAGUUCAUCGAUGUGAUGAAGCGAAGGAAAAUAAACGUUUAGAUCUUUCAGGAUGUCAACUGACUCAGGUACCAGAUGCAAUUUAUUUAUUGAUGAAAAAUACAAGGGUAGAAGUUUGUGAUCUCUCAGGAAAUCUUAUAAGGCGAAUACCAUCAAAACUUCCUACUAAAUUUCCUUAUAUAACAGAAUUAAACUUGGGAUGCAACAGAUUAAGUUCACUGCCAGAUGAGUUGAAGGAAAUGAAGGAUUUGAAGAGAUUAGAUAUAUCAACAAACAGUUUUACCAGUCUUCCUGAUAUAAUUUAUGGCUAUUCUAAACUUCAACAUUUAAAUAUGGAGAAAAAUGAAGUCAAAGAAUUUGAUGUCAACAACUUAAAAUCAAUGUUAUCAUUAGUGGAGGUGAAUUUUCAAGAUAACCCACUCACAGAUGAUGUUUAUAAUCAAUUAUUGGAAAUCAGAAUGUUCAAUGUUCUUAUAACACCACGAGACAGGGAGUUAGAUUCGGUUGACUGAAGAAAGUGAAGCUGUUCAAUUGAGUUAAUACAUAUAUUAUGCAAUGGAGACUUAAUGAAACUUAGAUAGUUAGGGUUGCAUGCACUGAUUUAGUUAGCUGACAUUGUACAUCAUUUAUUAGCCCACCAGACUUACGUUUUCUCUUCCAUCUGUUGUCCCAUGUAAAAACAUUGUCAUUUUUAAUAUCUCCUAAGACAUUUACCGGUAAUGGAUUUCAAAGAAAUUUGGUAGGUAUGAUGUCAUAAUAGUAUUUAUUUGGAUUUACCCCCAUAGAUGCUGGCCAGGGGUACCCUUGAGGGUCAGAUUUAGAUAAUCUUAGGUCUUCUUCAGAAUGGAUUCCUUUCAAAUUUGGUAGGAAUCAUCCUAGAAUGAUAAAGCUAAACGUUUUUUAAAUUGAAACAGCUGAACUUCAUAGGGGCAGAGUAGUACAGGGGCACCAUAGAGGGGCAAAUUUAAACAUGUUUGAUUUUUCUCUGAAAGUGCUUGAAAGAUUUGAUAAAAUUUGAUGUUGUUCAGGAUCUGGUUAUUCAGAUUUGUUCAAAAAUAGUUGCUAGACCCCCAAACUGGUUUGGCAGGGGCACCUUUGUUGGAUAAAUUUAUGUAUUCUCCACUUCUUCUCCUAAACUGCUUGAUGGAUUUCAACAAAAUUUGGUAGGUAAUUUAACUGGAUGGUGGUGGUGCAGAUGUGUUCAAAUAGUUACUUGGCCCCAAAGAGGUAAAUUUUAGACAAUUUUUUUUUACUUAUAACAAUAUGAUUUUCACUUUGUUGUGACUAUUUAUGGUUUUUAAAAAUGUUUGAUAUUAUCUCAUUGCUUUAAUCAAGAAAAUAACAAUAAUUAAAAGACCUUAUGUUGUAGAUGUUCAUAUUCUCACUUAAAUCAUGUACGGAUAGUCAUGUAUAAAUAUCUUUAUAAGAUUUUAAGCAAGAAUAAGGAGUUGCUUGUACUCAUAAAUGACUAGCUUCAAGUGGCUUACCAUUUUUACAAAACCAAAAGUUAUCUCCACAUUACAAUUAAAUGAUUUUUAAAACAAAGAAUUUAUUUCAUACUCUGCAUUUUAACUUUUUAACUUUUCCUUUACACUGUCAAAUGUAUGAUAAAGCAAAAUUCAAAUUUACAAAGCAUUAUUCUUUUUUCCCAUUUAGUGCAUUUCAUAAAACUUUCCUAUGUUUGAGUUCAGGAAGGGCUGUAAAGAUGAGAAUAUGGUAAAUUGGUUAAUGUACAUGUGUGUUGAAGUAAAUAUUAAUUGUAUCCAACUCUUGUCUGAUAUUACCACUGUCUGGCUUUUUGUGAAAUGUAACAGUAGUUGAAAUAUCAGAAGUACACCUGUAUGUGUAUCAUACCUCUGUGUAUUACACUUGUAUGUGUAUUACAUGUAUGUAUAUUAUAUGAUUUUUAUAGUAUGUGUGUGAAAUUGUUUAAAUUAUUUUAGUUAAUUGAUAAUGAAAAAAAAAAAAAAAAGAUCUAUUUUAUGGAAAAGAUAUUAUGGUUUAGUAUUGCAUAUAUUAUGCUUUACUGGAUCUGAUAUGGUUGUAUUAAGCAUAUUUAAUAUUGUAAAACUUAUGAGAUGUCUAUAUUAUGCUCACUAGUUCUUUAAAUGUGUGACAUAAUUAUUAUAACUGAUUCGUAAUUGAAAUUAUAGUUUUAUUUAGACAAUUUCUAGAGAAUAUUUGUGGAAACAAUAUAUAAUAUUGUAUAUAUUAUGCCUGAAUCAAAAAUUGCUGUGCUUGAUCUUAUUGUUCAUGCUAUAACUGUUUUAUUAUGUAUGCUAUGAAUUUAUAUAGGAAAUAAUGUAAUCUUAAUAUUAUAAUCAGGUCACAAUGAAUAAUUUUUCUGUUACGGUAUAGAUUGAAUAAUGAUUUUGUUGUAUAUUGGAAACUAAAUGUGACUUGCAUGUACAUGGAUGCCUUUACUGUAUUGUUUGAAGAUCGGGAUUUCUUUACUGUAGUGUUGAAUUUAAGAUGAAUUAGCUUUUAAAAUAAAGAGCAUUAGUCUUGGAAUCUGAAAAGGUAAAGUUUUUCAGGGAAAGUAAGUCCACUUAGCCAGUUACAUUGCGGCACUUUUACUACUAGGAAUUUGGGUACAGAUGUGACGUCAUCCGUUGAUGUUCCAUUAUUUCAAAUGGUUAACAGAGAUUAUUUUUAUAGUCACGGGCUUGUUCAUUUGACAUAUUAAAAAUAUUUUGUAUUGAAUUGAUUAUUUUACAUGAGCACAAAACUAGUAUACAUAUAUACGUACACAAAUAAUAAAGUAAUGCUCCCAAUGUUUGCUUUAUUACCGUAUUUAUUACUCAAGUUCUUAGAUUUUUUUAAGAUUUGGUUCAGGAGAGUUUUUUAUUUACUAUACAUCAAUGUGUUUAUAUUGUUUGUAUAUUUAAUUUUAUUUGUAAAAUAAAUUGUACAUUUAUAAUCAGAUGAUUUGAGUUUCUUUAUGACAGGUCCAGUAUCUGCCACCCCAAAAUGGGUAUGCCACUUGUAGAAGUGAGAGAUGAAGUUGCUUGACUAAAUCUACUCUUAAUAUGAAAUUCUGGUCACACCUCAUAGGAAAGAAGAUCUGCUUGCUAUUCUCAUUGAUCUCAGUAUAGUCAAAGAAGAUAUUUUAUCAGGCCCACUGAAGGGUGGGGGGAUACCAGGGCACUUCCUGAGCAGGCUG